CCGAUUUGCAGCCCCACGCUACCGGAAGCGGAAAUAGCGGCUGGCGCCGCCAGAGUGUACGUAACUGCCGUCGUGAUGCCGAAGGGUCCCAAGCAGCAGCUGCCGGAGCCCGAGUGGAUCGGAGACGGAGAAGGCACGAGCCCCGCAGACAAAGUGGUGAAGAAAGGGAAGAAGGACAAGAAGAAUAAAAAGACGUUCUUUGAAGAGCUGGCAGUAGAAGAUAAACAGGCUGGGGAAGAAGAGAAAGCACUCAAGGAGAAGGAGGAGCAGCAGCAGCAGCAGCAAAAAAAGAAACGAGACACCCGAAAAGGCCGGCGGAAGAAGGAUGUGGAUGAUGAUGGAGAGGAGAAGGAGCUCAUGGAGCGUCUUAAGAAGCUCUCAGUGCCAGCCAGUGAUGAGGAGGGAGAGGUACCUGCCCUGAUACCCCGAGGAGGGAAGAAAACCAAGGGAGGUAAUGCUUUUGCAGCCCUGAUUCAGGAUCAGAGUGAGGAAGAGGAAGAGGAAGAAAAACACUCCACUAAGCCUGCCAAGCCAGAAAAGAAUCGGAUCAAUAAGGCGGUAUUUGAGGAACGACAACCAGGACUCAAGAACAAAAAGGGGAAGGCCAAGCCUCAAAAUAAAUUUUCCACUCUGGACAAUGAAGAUGAAGAGGAUAAAAAAGAAGACACAACAAAGGAAGAGGAGCCACCCCAGCAAGGAAAGGAGAAGGCCAAUAAGGCGGAGCAGUUCUCACCAGGUUCAGAGGAAGAAGGAGAGUCUAAGGCUGAUGACCCCUAUGCACAUCUUAGCAAGAAAGAGAAGAAAAAGCUGAAGAAACAGAUGGAGUAUGAGCGCCAAGUGGCUUCAUUAAAAGCAGCCAGUGCUGCUGAGAAUGACUUCUCUGUGUCACAAGCAGAGGUGUCCUCCCGCCAAGCCAUGCUGGAAAACGCAUCUGACAUCAAGCUGGAGAAGUUCAGCAUCUCAGCCCAUGGCAAGGAGUUAUUCGUCAACGCAGACCUGUACAUUGUGGCUGGGCGCCGCUAUGGGCUAGUGGGACCCAAUGGCAAGGGCAAGACCACUCUCCUAAAGCACAUUGCCAACCGAGCCUUGAGCAUCCCCCCCAACAUCGAUGUGUUGCUGUGUGAGCAGGAGGUGGUAGCGGAUGAGACACCUGCAGUGCAGGCUGUUCUUCGAGCAGACACCAAGCGAUUGAAGCUGCUGGAAGAAGAGCGACAGCUUCAGGGGCAGCUGGAGCAGGGUGAUGACACAGCUGCCGAGAGGCUGGAGAAGGUGUAUGAGGAACUGCGGGCUUCCGGUGCAGCAGCUGCGGAAGCCAAAGCCCGGCGGAUCCUGGCUGGUCUGGGCUUUGACCCUGAAAUGCAGAAUCGGCCCACAGAGAAGUUUUCAGGGGGCUGGCGCAUGCGUGUGUCCUUGGCCAGGGCACUGUUCAUGGAGCCCACGCUGCUGAUGCUGGAUGAGCCCACCAACCACCUGGACCUCAAUGCUGUCAUCUGGCUCAAUAACUACCUCCAGGGCUGGCGGAAGACAUUGCUCAUCGUCUCCCAUGACCAGGGCUUCCUGGAUGAUGUCUGCACUGAUAUCAUCCAUCUUGAUGUCCAGCGCCUUCAUUACUAUAGGGGCAAUUACAUGACCUUCAAGAAGAUGUACCAACAAAAGCAGAAAGAACUGCUGAAGCAAUAUGAGAAGCAGGAGAAAAAGCUGAAGGAGCUAAAGGCAGGUGGCAAGUCCACCAAGCAGGCGGAAAAGCAAACAAAGGAAGCCCUAACUAGGAAGCAGCAGAAAUGCCGACGGAAAAACCAGGAUGAGGAGUCACAGGAGACCCCUGAGCUCCUGAAGCGCCCCAAGGAGUACAUUGUUCGCUUUACAUUCCCCAACCCCCCGCCACUUAGCCCUCCUGUGCUGGGCCUGCAUGGUGUGACAUUUGGCUAUGAGGGGCAGAAACCACUCUUUAAGAAUCUGGAUUUUGGCAUUGACAUGGACUCAAGAAUCUGCAUUGUGGGCCCUAAUGGUGUGGGGAAAAGCACCUUGCUCCUGCUCCUGACAGGCAAGCUGACUCCGACUCGUGGAGAAAUGAGAAAGAACCACCGGCUGAAAAUUGGCUUCUUCAACCAGCAGUAUGCGGAGCAGCUGCGCAUGGACGAGACACCCACCGAUUACCUGCAGCAAGUCUUCAACCUGCCCUACCAGGAUGCCCGGAAGUGCCUGGGUCGCUUCGGCCUUGAGAGUCAUGCCCACACCAUCCAGAUCUGCAAACUCUCUGGUGGGCAAAAAGCCCGAGUUGUGUUUGCAGAGCUGGCCUGUCGGGAGCCAGAUGUCCUCAUCUUGGAUGAGCCCACCAAUAACUUGGACAUAGAGUCGAUUGAUGCUCUGGGGGAGGCCAUCAAUGAGUACAAGGGUGCUGUGAUUGUCGUCAGCCAUGAUGCCCGGCUCAUCACAGAAACCAACUGCCAGCUGUGGGUGGUGGAGGAGCAGAGUGUUAGCCAAAUCGAUGGUGACUUUGAGGACUACAAGCGGGAGGUGUUGGAGGCCCUGGGUGAAGUCAUGGUCAACCGCCCCCGAGAGUGAUCUCCCUUCCCAGAAGACCAGCUUGUGUGACCUGGAUGCCCCCUGUUGUCUCUCUGUCUCCACUCGGAAGCCUGCCUCUGUUCUGCAGCUGACAGGGAGGCAGAGGUGGUCUUGAUAUGAUUAGAAUGCCACUUCGAUUGCUUCCUUUCCUGUGAAAGAUUUGUUCACUUUUCCUUAUAAACUAGUCUGGCCUUACUUUUGACACUUCCCUGUGCCGAAAGAGAUGACCAUCUUCAUUAUUGUGGGUUCCAUCCAGCCAAACUUAGGUAACCAGAAGUUGUCCUGAGUCUCUCUCAUCACUCUGCACCCUGCCUCUGGUCCACUUUAAAGCUUCCAGCCCAGUGGCCCCCUGGUCUUUUGAGUGAUGCUGUUCUUUUUUUUUUUUUUGAUGGAUUUCGUGCUGACUUUGUGAUACAAAUGGCUGUGGCAGUUCAACUGAGGGAGAAGUCUGAGGCCUGAGCUAUUAUCUGGCAUUUGGUGUGUGCAGUCUCUUGUCUAGUUGGAGACUUGGGGGCAGGAAAGGAACACUACUGAACUUGAAUUUCCCUGUACAAGGGGAAAGAAUAAAGGAAAGGAAUUACUGGU
Messenger RNA from Phyllostomus hastatus (greater spear-nosed bat), 3150 nucleotides. It is a transcript of the gene ABCF1, whose product is annotated as ATP binding cassette subfamily F member 1. NCBI's taxonomy places the organism in Eukaryota, Metazoa, Chordata, Mammalia, Chiroptera, Phyllostomidae. Gene Ontology annotation, molecular function: ATP binding; ATP hydrolysis activity. The record is from RefSeq and is a predicted model, not a curated record. Bases 76 to 2565 code for a protein of 829 amino acids. The transcript is spliced from 25 exons.